AUGACUGAAAUUCCAAAGAGACAAUGGGCUCAGGUCUUUGAGACCAGUGGUUCAGCGUUGCACUUUACCCAAGUACCUGUUCCCGUGCCCGGCGCUACCGAGGUGCUCGUCAAUAUCAAAUACUCCGGAGUGUGUCACUCGGAUUUGCAAGCGUGGAAAGGGGGCUGGCCACUUGAUCCGAAGAAAGGUCUUAUCGGAGGUCAUGAGGGCGUGGGGAUUGUUGUUAAGACAGGAGAGGGAGUUGAAGAUUUAGCUGUGGGUGACCAUGUUGGAAUACAGUGGAUCAACAGUAUCUGUGGUUCUUGUGUGUCCUGUGACUCCAAUGAUCAGAGGUCGUGUGCAGGUGCUCAGUUUUCUGGGUACACCAGAGACGGCACCUUUCAGCAAUACGUCGUCUGUAAGGAACUCUGUGCCGUUCGAAUUCCUCCAGAAGCGCCUUUAGACAAGAUUGCUCCCAUUCUUUGCGCUGGGGUAACUGUCUAUCGCGCCCUUCAAGAGACCGGCGCCCAGUCGGGUGAUAUCGUUGCCAUUGCUGGUGCUGGUGGGGGGCUCGGGACCCUAGCUUGCCAAUAUGCGAAGGCGAUGGGUUUUCGAGUACUUGCAAUAUCAAGUGGAGCUGAGAAGAGAACGCAUUGUGAGAAAUUGGGCGUGGACUAUUUUGCGGACUAUAGAAGCUCCAAGGAUCUCACCCAUGAUAUCCAGAGGCUUACCAACGGAGGUCCUCAUGCUGUGGUAGUGGUGUCAUCAGAUGAUCGUCCCAUCUCCCAGGCUGUUGAGUACAUCAGAUCUCGGGGAACAAUUGUGUUAGUUGGCUUGCCGCCAGGGGCAGUCAUAAAGGCCGACCUCUUCUCAGUCGUUAUCCGUAUGAUCACUAUCAAGGGAUCUUAUGUUGGCACCAGAGAGGAUACCGAGGAGGCACUGAAAUUCUUCCUUCGUAAAAACCUCGCCAUGCAAUGCCAGAUCAUGGAACUUGAGCAAUUACCUCAAGUCUAUGAUAUGAUGGAGAAAGCAAGUAUCAAAGGUCGAAUAGUUUUGAGGAUGCCUGAAAGUGCGGGCAUGACUGAGCUAUUUGCCCGACCGAGCUUGAUGCCACCAUUGAUCACCCCGAGCUUUUCACCCAAAGACCAUAAUAUCGGCACCCUCUUGGCCCAUAGAAUGGAAGAGCUGGGAGUUAAGGACUUCUUUGCCGUCCCAGGCGACUCAAAUCUGACCCUACUUGAUCAACUUUUGAAAAACCCAAGCCUACACCUUAUUGGGUGCUGCAAUGAGUUGAAUGCUGGCUACGCUGCAGAUGGGUACGCGCGAAGUUCCCCUACCAAAGUUGCGGUUGUGGUAGUCACAUUUACUGUUGGGAGCCUAUCACUGCUUAAUGCAAUUGCAGGAGCCUAUUCUGAGCGACUUAAGAUCAUAAUUAUCUCAGGCUGUCCAAGCUCAAAAUUGUUGACAGAGGGGAGUCUCCUUCAUCAUACGACAGGUGGAGCGAGCAAGGACCAAGCACUGCGUGUAUUCCAAGAGUUCACAGCUACCUCAAUCCGUCUAGAUUCCAGUGAACAUGCCGCACUCCGCCUAGAUGAAGCCCUCUCUCAUUGCAUUCAUAAAUCACUGCCAGUCUACAUUGAGAUUCCCACCGAUAUAGUGGGGGUUGUGGGCAAUGCAGCAACUCCUUUGCAGAUUUCACCGCCUCCAUCAUUAAUUCAAUCAGAGGCCGUCGAUGAAAUUAUAUCCCCACUGAUUGCCAUCUGGAAUGCAGCGCACCGGCCGAUUUUGAUCAUUGGUGCUCUGGCACGCUUCUUCCUCUCGACAGAAGCUCUGAUAGCAUUUGCCGAAAAGCUGGGUUGCGCCGUCUUCUGCCAGCCGGAUGCCAAAUCAACGCUACCAGAGUCACACCCUCAGUUUGUGGGCACAUUUUGGGCCAUUGCUUCCAAGCCCGAAUGUAGAGAUAUUGUGAUGGACGCUGACCUCUGGGUGGUAGUUGGAGGCCGUUGGUCUGAUUUGCACACGGUGGGAGGUCUCAAUAUCCAAGAGGAGCGCCGACGUAUGAUUAAUAUCCAGGAAACAUCCAUACGAAUGCCGUCUGGUCGAUUGUUUCAAGAUUUAUGCCUAGCCGAUGUUCUUGGCGCUUUUCUGCGGUCCUCAAUUCCCCCCAAAAGAGAAACACUUCUUUCAUUCCAAUGGAAGUCUCGUGAACAGACCAGAGUCAACAGUCCUGCGCCUGGCGAAGCUCUCACAGUGCGUGGGAUCGUGGAUGUUAUCCAACAGCUAAUUACAAGCAAAGAUACCUUGAUAGCUGAUGCGGGGGAUGCUUGGUUCAAUGCCGCCGAUAUUUCGCUCCCCAUGGGAGCGAACUUUCAAAUUCAGCUACUUUAUGCGUCUCUAGGAUGGAGCCUACCUGCUGCGCUUGGCUGCCAACUAGCUCGCCCAGAUGGGCGAACAAUCCUCAUGAUUGGUGAUGGCGCUUUUCAAAUGACUGCUCAAGAGCUAAGUACUGCCAUCCGAAGUAGAGCCAACAUGAUAGUCUUUGUCUUCAACAAUCUGGGUUAUCAGAUCGAGUCUGCCAUUCAUGAUGGACCCUAUAAUUACAUCGCCAAUUGGAACUAUGCCAAAUUCGCUUCCGCCAUGUGCACACCCAAGCAUACAAGAACAUGCAACGACCCGUUCGCAUCUCAAUUGGACAAAGACCGGGGUCUCAAUCCGGCAUUUUUCUCGAUGCAAAUCAAAACACAAGCCGAUCUACUAUCAGCAUUAGAUCGGAUCAAUUUUGAGCCAUGGAAACUAGCCCUCUUGGAGUGCUGCAUUCAGCCCGGCGAUGUCAGUGUUGGUCUACGGCAGCUUGCAGGUGCACUCUCUGAAACAGUCCAGUGA
Messenger RNA from Penicillium psychrosexuale, 2862 nucleotides. RefSeq names its product Thiamine pyrophosphate enzyme C-terminal TPP-binding. The transcript is spliced from 10 exons. Gene Ontology annotation, molecular function: thiamine pyrophosphate binding; oxidoreductase activity; carboxy-lyase activity. Bases 1 to 2862 code for a protein of 953 amino acids. Lineage: Eukaryota; Fungi; Ascomycota; Eurotiomycetes; Eurotiales; Aspergillaceae. The record is from RefSeq and is a predicted model, not a curated record.